AUGAGGAAGGAGAAUACGUAUUUACCUUCUGCCAAGAAGAUCUUCCAGCGAUAUGAAAGAGUCUCGUUUCAAGAGAAUAUUUUGUUGGUGGGGACCGUAGGGGCGGGAAAAUCAGCUACUAUCAAUACCAUCAGCGCCGCCCUGUCGGGGGAAAAGAAAUAUCGCGCCCCUAUCGGCGCCCAGCUCUCCUCCACAGACGCUAAAAGAAGGAGGACUACGACACAUCUUAUGUGGUAUAAAGGAUGUGGUAUAGAUGAAACACGAAGGAAAGACAUGCAUGCACCAAAAUAUAUACCAAACCUAGUAGACAUGACUGGAUUGGAGAAUAUUGACUCACGUGAACAGGAAGAACUGCUGGAAAUGAUACUAAUGGGAAAGAUUCCGAACGAAACGUCGAUUCCCGCAUUACAAGACAUGGAGAGAAGAAAUUCUGGAUCGAUACGCAGACGUUUUCCAUUUAUCUACAAUCCUCGGCGCAUCCAUAAGAUCUUGUUUGUCGCUAGCGCUAACGAACCUAUUCCUACCAAACUGAUCCAGAGUGUCCGAAAUGUCGCCCAACCUGACGGAAGUCCAUCUAACUACAACCCUAGAUAUAUCCCGUUGUUCGGCUUACUGACUAAGGAAGAUCUUGUAGAUUGGGAAGACGCUGAAAUUCAAAAUCGAGAGCGGGAAUUUCUCCAGAGCCUCGGUAUCGAUCAGACAGCCUCGUAUUCACGUUGGCAAAACAACUCAACGGGGGACUUUUCGUGCAAGGUGCUCUACUUUCUGGACAGAUUAUUAUCCCCCGAGGUCCGAAUGGUUCUCGAUCAAGUUAUCUUCUUCAAAACUUGGAUGGGGUCCCUCUGGGAAAAUCCAUUAUAUAUUUUCCCAAUAAUGAUUGUGCCAUUCGUUGCUUUUUUCAUGGCGUAUUCUCUUUUCGACGUCAUUAUGCCGGAAUUCGAACUUUUAGAUUUUUUAAAAAUGAAAUCAAAGCAAUAACCUCAAUUUUAAAAAAAAAAUCUUUUUGGAUACUCAGUAUUAAUUCAUGUAACUU
Saccostrea cuccullata (small rock oyster) is the source of this 1033-nucleotide messenger RNA. RefSeq lists its product as uncharacterized. The transcript is spliced from 3 exons. The record is from RefSeq and is a predicted model, not a curated record. Lineage: Eukaryota; Metazoa; Mollusca; Bivalvia; Ostreida; Ostreidae. Bases 1 to 978 code for a protein of 325 amino acids.